UGCAACCUUCUGCAUCUUUCGGCCUCCAUGAUUGCACCGCAGCUGCUACAAUUGUGGCCUGCUGGGCGGCAAGCAGAGGGAAAUUGAAUCGCAUUCCCCCCCAAGUCGCCGUUUUCCCCUUUUCCUUUCAACUUCCAAUUCUCUCUUUGCGACCGCCGUCAUGUACGAGGACGAGGGAAGGCAUCGCUCUCCGUCGCGCGAUGGCGGCAGCCUUCGCGACCGCGACCGCAACCGCCAUCGCCGCAGUCGCAGCCCGUAUACGCGCCGCACCGACGACCGAGAUGGCGACUACAGUCGGUCGAGAAAGGAUUCCCCGGGCCCUCGAAGAAAUCUGAACGAUGGCGACGGCCACUACGACGACGGCGGCGUCCGUGCUGGCGACUACCCGUCUUGGCGCCACAAGGGCGAAGAUCAUACAGCUCUGGCCCGUUCCUACAGCGACGCCGACGCCGUCUUCAAUGACGUCGGCAGUCGCCGCGCCGGCGGAGGCCGACGAUCUAUCGGACAAGAUAGUCGCGUUCGUGAUCAUGGGUCUGGCCUACGGACUGUUGCUCCAGUCCUUUCUUACGAUGAACCUGCCCCGUUCGAGGAGGCGCCUAGCCAUCAUCCUCUCCUCGCUGACGCUGACAGCAUGGGUUUACCAAGUCUGGAGUCAUGCUAUCCAGAACGGAAUGAUUCUCAAUCCGCUCACACCGCUGAUGAUGGCUAUGCUUCUCAGCCUCGUUUUCGGAAUUCUGGCAGAUUGGGGACAGUACUGGCUGAUGGGCUGCGGUCUGUUCAUCCUCUGGAUGCAUCUCGCCUGGGCCUACCUUCAGGCGGUUUCUCUGGCCGGGCCGUCGUCUUAGACGGCCUGCCCGAGGAUGUCACUGAGCGUGACAUCCUCUACGGUCUCGAUUAUGUCACCAGAGACCGCCAUUUCUCGAGCGAUAGGGUGAGAGUUGCUCGUGUUCGUUAUGACCAGAACGGACGUUGCAUUGCGUUUGUCGAGUUUCAUCGUCGAUCGGACGCCGAGCAUUUCUAUGACCGAUACUACCCGGACAUCUCCUUCCGUCUUGAACAUUCUCGUGGUCGCGAUUCCGACUACGUUACUGUUGCAAUUAGUUACCCCAGGAGCGACGAGCGGCACUCAUCUCGUGACUCGCGUAAUAGGGAGGAUCACGGCUGGGACUGCAUCAAGUGUGGUGCAAUCAACUACCCCCACCGAGCGGUUUGCUUCAAGUGCAAAGCUGAGCGUCCUGAAGAAGACCAUGGCCCUGUCCUAACUGGCGAAACGGAUGAAUGCCCUCAGCAGACGCCGUCCCAGUAUGUCGUAGUCCGGGACUUGGAGGGUUCUGUUACCGAAGAAGUCCUCGCCAAGGGCGUCAUGAAGCUGUUUGUGGAGAAUUCGGAACCGGCGAAGGAGGCUCCCAGCACGGCAAACAAGCUCAAGUCGACAGCGCCGACUAACAGCACAGUUGGACUGGGGGCAAAGCCAGGCUCCCUUCGACGCGUGUUUCUGAUGCGCGACCGCAAAACUAAUAGUUCGUGGCGAUAUGGGUUCGCUGAAUUCGCUAGUGUCGAGGAUGCAAAGGCUGCAGUUGCGAAGUUCCGUGCUUCCACAAAAUUCACCAUAGCAUCCAAACCCGUCGUGAUCGCCUUCAUCCAUACCGGUGUCUUCAUUCCCGCUUUUGAUACUCCUGAAACUGAGAACCACGAGUUCUCCUUCACCCCGAUCUACAAUCCCGCUGUACGCGUCAAGUACUGGGAUGAACGCGCCUACCCCAGUGUCCACGUCGUAUCUACUGAACCGCUCCCCGAUGCCGCGAGUUCCCCCGAGAAGGCAGGUGGAAAUGACGAUGCCAAGUCCGGACCGAGGCCCUCGAAGAAGGCCAAAAUCUCCAAGGAGCCCGUUCCCGCCGCCAAGAUCGCAAUGAUGCCACAAAUGCAGCUCUGGGCGAAGGCGUCGGCAGAGCUACACGGCGCCAAGCCAGCGGCAGACACGGACGUGUCCCCGACCCAAGCGCCCGACGAAAUCAAGCCCGCCGCUGUUCGUGCCGCUUCCCGCGAGGCCGAGGACGCCCAACCGGACGGACCGGUAGCUCCACAGCGAGGCGACCAGUACCUCUCCUACGCCGACUGGGACAGCAUGACCUGUCUGGCCUGCGGUUGGGAAGCGCCAAACCAGGCGCAGAUUGAGGAGCGCGGCUGGCCUCAAACCCGCGGCGACCUCUUGAUCGAGCAUGAGGGUCGUGCCCACCAAUUCUUUAAGGAAGACGACGCUGCCAAGCAGAAGGCCGCUGCCGCGCUCUCCGCUCUGAGCAGGGAACCCCGGCCCAUCGUCCGCCGCAUACCGCGCCAGAAGUCGGAGCGUCUGCCCGUGUACAAGUCCUACGCCGACUUCGACCGCCUGCGCUGUCUCCUCUGCAAGCGCGGCUUCAAGGACGCCAGGCUUAUCUGGCUGCACGAGCUGCAGAGCGAGCUCCACAAGCGCAUGCUGGCUGACCCGCAGAACCGGGCGCGCGCGGCCGAGGAGUUCACGAAGCUCGGGAAGAAGAUGCGCGUCGUGGAGCCGGAUGCCGAUUUCAGGAAGCGCUGGGAGGCGCAGCGCCUGCGGUUCGUGCAGCCGCAGUACCGCGAUCGGGCGCUGGAGAGGAGGAAGGUGUUUGGCCAGCCCAGGAAGCCCACGGUGGUUGCUGCUGGUGGUACUGGCGGCAGCGCUACCGUUCCGGAGAAGCGCAAGGAACCUGCCGAGCCUGCAGACAAGGACAAGGACAAGGAGCCGGUCGCGAAGAAGUCCAAGGGCGCCGGCAUGCUCGCCAAGAUGGGCUGGACGGCCGGGGCCGGGCUGGGUGCUGAAGGCGCGGGAAGGACCGAGACCAUCGCCACGGAGGUGUAUGCCCCCGGCGUCGGGUUGGGUGCCGAGGGUGGCAAGCUGGGAGACGCCAGCGAGGAGGCGGCGAGGAAAACGCGGGGCGAUUUUGCCGGGUUUGUGGAGAAGACGAAGGAGCGGGCCAGAGAACGAUUUGAGAGGAUGUAGUCCUAAGGAGGUUCUCUUCUGCAUCGCGCUGAGAUUUGUUUGUAUGCGUAGGGUUGCCAGAAGCACUUUCUUCGAGGCCGGCGUUUCGGAGGUAAGAGUGAGGCAUAUACCCCACAGUUGAAAGGCUGCCUUGUAUGUUGAUUGCAGGAGCUCUCUCUCUCGUUGCACCACUUGAAUUCACUAUGUGCUGGGACCGGCGGUUACUCCUCCUGGAUCAUCAACAUGUUUUUUUUCGACAACGUGUGACGAUGUGACAAGUUGGGAGUGGGUGACGACUCUUUCCCCUCGCGCUAUCCCCAGAUUUAAGUCAGGUAUCUAACUGGGAAUCCCCUACUACUACUACUACUACUACUACUACUACUACUACUACUACUACUACUACUACUACUACU
Molecule: messenger RNA, 3408 nt
Organism: Chaetomium strumarium
Lineage: Eukaryota; Fungi; Ascomycota; Sordariomycetes; Sordariales; Chaetomiaceae
Exons: 5
Coding region: 161-3016 (951 amino acids)
Biological process (GO): mRNA splicing, via spliceosome
Cellular component (GO): nucleus
Molecular function (GO): RNA binding
Source: RefSeq, a predicted model, not a curated record